AUGUCUGUACGCAAAAAGGACGAGUGUCCAUCAGGGAGUCGUGCGGCGACAUUUCGUCACAUUUUUGGACAAAGCACAACCCGCGCUGAAUGGUUUGAUUGGGGAGCGGGCCAUGGAUCUUGCUUAGUGGCUAAUCCUAAAUUCAUUGCGAUUGCUCUCGAAGGAGGUGCCGGAGGACAGAUACUUGUUGGCACACUUGAAGACUUUGGCAAGCAUGGACGCGUCGGACUUGCGUGGUUGCAGGACCAUACGAGUGCCGUCACUGACAUCAAAUGGGAUGGUUUCAACGACAACGUGCUGGCAAGCGGUUCAGCUGACUGUUCGGUGAAAAUCUGGCACAUCACUGACCAGCUUAAGGCGCAAUGUGUCCGCACGCUUGCACGUCAUACACGACGAGUUGAUCAAGUCGAAUGGCAUACUACUGUGGAUAAUGUGCUUUUAUCUGCCGGCGCCGAUAGCAAGAUUUUCCUCUGGGACGUCGAGGCAAAUUCCAUAAUUUACGAGAUUUCCGAUUUCUCCGUUUCAUAUAUAGCUUUUUCUCCGAAUUCUUCGUUAUUCGCCGCCACUUCGCGCCAAUCUCAUCGGGUUUGUAUUUUUGAUGCUCGCACUGGUAAUGCAAUGAAGAGUGCCAUGCUUCCGCACGAUGGUGGAAUGCCUCCAAAGGUUGUUUUUGCCAGCGCCCACCGCCUUGUAACAUUUGGUAAUACAAAAAUAAAUCGUCGACAAUUCACGAUCCAUUCUAUAUCAUCCUUCGGUACUCCCCUAGCCACAAUAGAUGUCGAUGGUUCUUCAGGCCAAUUAUGCCCAUUAUUCGAUCCAGAUCUCAAUAUUCUCUAUAUUUCCGGAAAGGGUGAUUCGACAUUCCGCCUGUACGAAUUUGUAAAUCGUUCUCCCUAUGUAAUAUAUUUAACAGAAUGUCAACAACAGGCACCUCACACGUGUAUAUGUACAAUAUCCAAGAGAGCUCUCAAUUUAAUCGGUGCCGAAGUGAUGCGGGUGUACAGACUACAUCCGCAAUCUUUACUUGUUCAACCAUUAUCGUUUAUAGUUCCCCGUCGGUCAGAUCAAUUUCAUCCCGACCUUUUCCCGCCUACCCGAGGUCCCACUCCGGCCGCAUCACUAGCAGAAUGGCAAGCAGGACUUGAUGUGGCCCCCGUCCAACUUCAACUGAGACCUGGACAACUGACUACUACUUCGAAACCGGUGCAAUUGAAAGGACGCUCGGGAAGCCCGAAAUUGAUCACUUCCGAUUUAAACAACGAGAAGAAAUUUCGAUUUUUGUCUAAGAUAACGAGACCGGAUUAUCGGGCUGUUGAGGAAAGAGAGGAUUGCGAGGAAAUCACUAAACUUAUCGAAGUCACUCAGAAAGUACAUGAGGGUCGACGAAGUAGCAGUCCCAGAUCGGAUGAAGAAGUGGAAGAAGCGUCAGACGACAUUGCUGAACUCCAACAUCCUGUCUCCCCAAAAAAUAUCUUGGACCAGCAACCGUCGCCGCUUCAGGAGUUACCAACUGACCACGAACCUCCACCAAUUGUCAUCGAUGCAGUCCCGCAGGAGACUCCCGCCAUUGUCUCACCAUCAGAACGCAUCAUAGACAUACAUGAUUCGGGUUCGGGUUCAUCCUAUCGCAGCUCUUCCGAGACACCGCCGUCAAAAGCAGAAAAAAUGAGGAUAACCCCGUCACCACGACAUUUUUCCUUGGAUAGACUUUCGAAACGGCGUGAGAUCAGUCCUAAUCCGCUGCUGAGACUCCCUGGAGAUUCGAGGAUCUCGCCAAGGCUCAGUCCAUCACCGUUGAAUUUCGGCGUAGAUACACCGACGCGAAAUCGGCCAGUGGAUGAACCGAUCAGUACAAAUUCGAAUCCUUUCAAACGAUACUUUAGGUCGGAAACGAAAAAUAGCGUAAGCAAGAAAAGCAGCGUCUCAAGUAGACGUAGUGAUGACUCGAUGCUUUCGCUGGCCACCUGCGGAACGGCACCGAUCGUCGCGGCUGAAAGUGUCGAUGAUUUGGAUGUGGAGGUGUCGGUAAUUAACGGAAAUGUGAGGGAUGACGGUUCAAGUAGCGACACAGCGCGAUCGUUCGAUGAAGGACAACAUCUUCUGGAGAAUACGGUGACUAUGCUUGAACGUCAACUGAGACGAUGUGACAUUCGUAUUCAACAACUGGAACGUCUCUGUGAAUUACAACAGAAAGACAUGGAAAGUCUUCGAUACGAAAUCUCUUGGAAGGACGAACGUAUCGAAUAUCUACAGAAAACACUUGCCGAAAUGGAAGACUCGUUACCGAGUUCAUCAGCUGACCCUUAUCCCCCCUAA
Necator americanus (New World hookworm) is the source of this 2316-nucleotide messenger RNA. RefSeq lists its product as uncharacterized. The record is from RefSeq and is a predicted model, not a curated record. Gene Ontology annotation, biological process: actin filament organization. Gene Ontology annotation, molecular function: actin filament binding. Lineage: Eukaryota; Metazoa; Nematoda; Chromadorea; Rhabditida; Ancylostomatidae. Bases 1 to 2316 code for a protein of 771 amino acids. The transcript has 17 exons.